AUGCCAGACAAUAAGAAGACUGAAAAGCCUGCGGUAGAGCUCAAGGUGGGCGCAUACAACCCUGAGCCUUCCGUGGUGGUGGGCAGUUUUUUCAACGGACUGACUAUUCCUUCAGACACAUCGUUCCAACUGUACAGGAACAAGCAAGACGCAUCGAAGCUAGUGUUACAUGGUGAAAAUGAGGCUCUGGAUUACGACGGAUCCACCAAGGAGGAUAUCAAUAAUGACUAUGUGGUGGGCGUUUAUGAUCCAACUUCUAAAUCGAUUGAAUUCUACAAAUCCUCGAUGUUGGUGUCAACGGUCUCUUCUAAGGCCAGUAAAGCCAAGAAGAUACCAGAUAUUAAGCAGGCGAAUGUGAGAUAUGCUACAAAGAGAAAUGCACUGGGUGAAGAGUUUGGAACAAAGAAGGCGAGAAAGGCUAUUUUGGACCAGGAGAGAAAUAGAAUUGACUCCACAUCACUCCAGAGCGACUCCAGCUUCAUCUACGAGAAGAUCGCAACCAGCACAGCGCAUAUUCCUACUCCUGAGGAGGUGAAGUCGAACCUUUUGAAGGAUAGUCCAAUCCCUCGUUUCGACGAGGAAGCUACAAAUGUGGUUGAUGUGUAUCCUCUCACGUCUGUCAUUCCAAAGAAAGAGUGGCCUGCCAUACGUGUUGACGAGAUUAUUAAGCAGGACGAUCCAAAAGUGCAAAUUCAACUACUUGCGCACCAGCGUUCGAGAUAUCUCCAGAAGAAAUUGGAGAAGUUUGACAGCUCCACAUCAAAGAGAAAGGAAAAAUUCCAGAUUUUGUACUACUUGUCUGUGCUGAUGGGUACCUACAACAACAUGAGGGCCAACUCCAAGGAGAACCUCAGACUCAAAUUGCAAAAUCCACCCGAGGUUAUACUAGACAGUGUGAUUGCGAGAUUUACUGUCAACAGAAGAGGUGAGUUCGGCAAGCCCAAGGAUAAGGCCUUCACCAUUGACCCCGAUCACGAGGAUAAAUUGCUGCUCCACAUUCUGGUUUUAGUCUUGCAUUUGGACGACUUUUAUGUCGACAUGGGUCCAAUGGCCCAAGAAUUAUCUUUGAAGCCUUCGAAGCUGCAACAGUUAUUCAAGUACUUGGGAUGUACCUCCAAGAAUGCCACCAAAUUGGAGCUGGACGCUAUGGGAUACCCUGCAUCUACCAAGGCAGUCAAGGUAGCAACUCUGAAAGUUCCGUUCAAGGCUCCAACCUUUGUUUCAACAAGAGGUGGUCCCAGAUAA
Kuraishia capsulata CBS 1993 is the source of this 1245-nucleotide messenger RNA. RefSeq lists its product as uncharacterized. Gene Ontology annotation, biological process: transcription elongation by RNA polymerase I; RNA polymerase I preinitiation complex assembly; nucleolar large rRNA transcription by RNA polymerase I. The transcript has a single exon. Gene Ontology annotation, cellular component: RNA polymerase I complex. Lineage: Eukaryota; Fungi; Ascomycota; Pichiomycetes; Pichiales; Pichiaceae. Bases 1 to 1245 code for a protein of 414 amino acids. The record is from RefSeq and is a predicted model, not a curated record. Gene Ontology annotation, molecular function: DNA binding.